UUAUUAAAAAGGUUAACUACUGUUGUUGAAUCUAUGAAUAUCGAGACUGAGCUGUUUAGUGGUGCUACGAAUACGAUGGUAACAAUUGCAGAUUUUGGCUUAUUGGCGAUGCUAAGUAACAUGCUGGUUGAUAUUGGACUAGGAAAAGUUUUCGUACAUGUUUGG
Messenger RNA from Racocetra persica, 165 nucleotides. NCBI's taxonomy places the organism in Eukaryota, Fungi, Glomeromycota, Glomeromycetes, Diversisporales, Gigasporaceae. The record is from the annotation of a GenBank genome assembly.